Molecule: messenger RNA, 1230 nt
Organism: Phalacrocorax carbo (great cormorant)
Lineage: Eukaryota; Metazoa; Chordata; Aves; Suliformes; Phalacrocoracidae
Source: RefSeq, a predicted model, not a curated record
CGGCAUCGAUAGCUCGGCGCUCGGCCGGCAGAGCGCCGAGGUGGUCGAUGGGACAGCUGACCUGUCGCUGUACCGGCCAUUUCCCGCCGGCCUGGAGCGGAGCCUGGUUCUCUCCUCCCGGACACGAAGCCGCCCCCCCCGCGGGCAGAGGCCAUGCCCCCCAAAUUCAAGCGGCACCUGAACGACGACGAGGUGACGGGGUCGGUGAAGAGCGAGCGGAGGAACCUGUUGGAGGAAGAUUCAGAUGAAGAGGAAGACUUUUUCUUGAGAGGGCCUUCUGGACCCAGAUUUGGACCCAGGAAUGACAAGAUCAGGCAUGUCCAGAACCAGAUGGACGAAGUCAUCGAUGUUAUGCAGGAGAACAUCACGAAGGUGAUUGAAAGAGGCGAGCGGCUGGAUGACCUGCAGGAUAAAUCAGAAAGUUUAUCAGACAAUGCAACAGCUUUUAGCAACAGAGCCAAGCAGCUUCGGAGACAGAUGUGGUGGCGAGGCUGCAAGAUGAAGGUGAUCAUAGUGCUGGUGGCAGUCAUUCUUCUGCUUGUGAUCAUUGUACCCAUAGUCCUGAAGUACCAUACCUGACAGGGCAGCUGGAGGCUUCGGUGGAGCUGGCUCUGGGAUAACCAAACUGCUGUGUAAUUUAAGUGAGAUAUCUGUAUAUAGCUUUGAAGUUGUUUUUCUCCAAGGAGUGAGGAGGCAGUGGCAAGCAGCCAGUUCCAACAGAGUGUUUUAAGAACUGCCAGAUGACCCUUUUUUUCAGUCAAGUACCUGCUCCUGCUGUCAGACUUCUUUUGUAACAGAAGAUUUGGUUCCCAAACUGACUGUUUUGUGGAAUUCUGUGUCUCUGGUUUGAGCUGGCUACUUGCUGCUACAGUUUAUCUGUAUAUAUGGUUGAGUUGUAAUAUUAAUAAUUCCAUUUGAGCGGUUCCCCACUGCCUGUUGCGGAAGGCAGAGGGGACUCUGUCCUUUCAAAAGAGCAAAGGAGGGGGAAAAAUGUCUGAAGAGAAACAUACCAUUAUGUUACAGGGAACCGGCCCUUCUGUGGAGAACUGCAAGGGUGGUGUUUCUCUGUUGUUCCACAAGAAAAAAAAAAAGAGGAAAAAAGAAAUACUUAGGUUUUACAAUUCAGAAGACUUCCUGGUCCUGCCAUGGGAAUGCACAAGCUCAGUGUUUUCAGUAUCGCUGCUUACAACUGUGACUAAAGACAUUCCAGUAAACUUAUUUUUGACUGUA